CGAGUAAUUGGACAUACCGUGAACUGACCCAAAUACAUGACACAAACGUCGGAUACAAGGGAACGGAGAUCAUCAUCAUCAUCAUCAGAAGAAGAAGAAAAAGAGGAACAAAACGAAUCUUUCGUUGAAAAAAACGUUGUCGUCUCUGAUCGUGUUAAUUCUCUGGGGAGUUUCGGGCAGGUUCCAGUUCAUCACAAAUAAUCCAGCAAAAAAUUUCAAGUGUUACGCGGCCGCAGUACUCUAUACACCAAAUAUUCGAUUUUGCUUGUGGAUUGAUGCCUGCAUAGUUUACCAGGUCCUGUUGCCUGCAUGGAUCCUAUUAACUUUUUGGAUGAUAAGUCUGAAAGCAGACUUUAUGUCGGAAACCUUGAUCUUAGAAUAUCAGAGGCUGCUCUUAUUAAGAUGUUUUCCCCCUAUGGGAAGAUUGUAGCUGAAGACUUCCUGUGGCACACUCGUGGUCCUAAGCGUGGGGAGCCACGUGGUUAUGCUUUUGUCCAAUUUAGUACUAAAGAGGAAGCUAUACUGGCCAAGGAGAAGAUGCAUGGAAGAUUAGUCUGUGGGCGGCCUUUGGUUGUUAGGCUUGCCAGCGAGAAAUAUUUUAUGGAAGGGGCUGAAAGCUCUUUUGGAGCUGGUGGUGAAACGAGUAAAUCCAACUUUGUUGCUGGCUCUUCGGCGCAAAUGAGCAAGACUGCCAAAAUAGCUGCAAUUAAGAACAAAUUGAAGGCCAUGGAAGAAGAGAACCAGAACUCAAAAAGACCAAAAACGGCAGACAAGCUCUCCGGUAGUUAAGUGUCAGAUAAUGUCAAGCUAAGUAUAGUACUGCUAAAGUCCGUUGAAGUUCUCUUGCCCUCAUUGCCGAAACAAACUCCUACUCAUAUUUUUCCGUCUUCAGAGUUACAAUAUAGAUAUCUUUAGAUCUUUGUAUUAAGAAAAUGCGAAGAUGAUGUUGUUUGGGUUCAUAAACCUCCGUGCAGGUGAUAUCAACUUUGUUUUCCUGGUAGUAAAACAAACGAUAAUUUCGGAUUUGCUGUUUCUCGUUACGCACUUGGAUUUGAAAGUCAAACUUGGACAAUGA
This is a messenger RNA of Nicotiana attenuata, 1075 nucleotides long. RefSeq names its product probable RNA-binding protein 18. Gene Ontology annotation, molecular function: RNA binding. The record is from RefSeq and is a predicted model, not a curated record. Bases 310 to 789 code for a protein of 159 amino acids. The transcript has 5 exons. Lineage: Eukaryota; Viridiplantae; Streptophyta; Magnoliopsida; Solanales; Solanaceae.